This is a messenger RNA of Paramacrobiotus metropolitanus, 726 nucleotides long. RefSeq names its product succinate dehydrogenase assembly factor 3, mitochondrial-like. Gene Ontology annotation, cellular component: mitochondrial intermembrane space; mitochondrion. Lineage: Eukaryota; Metazoa; Tardigrada; Eutardigrada; Parachela; Macrobiotidae. The transcript is spliced from 2 exons. Gene Ontology annotation, biological process: succinate metabolic process; mitochondrial respiratory chain complex II assembly. The coding region runs from base 99 to 518 and encodes 139 amino acids. The record is from RefSeq and is a predicted model, not a curated record.
CGGCUACGUACUGUUUAAUGUUUUAAAUACAGGCUGCCAUGCACCGAGUAUGAAGUCUGGACUCUGGAGUCUCUGGACUACUUCAAGUAUGGACUAAAAUGUUACAGAAUACAAUCGGGAAUACUCGGAAUAUGUGCACCCCCCUUGCGCAGUCAUCGCACCGCCUGAACGUGCGCAUCCUGUACAAAUCCAUUCUAAGGCUGCACCGUGGUCUCCCCGAGGGACUCCGCGAAUUGGGCACGAAAUACGUGCAGGAUGAAUUUCGCCUGCAUAAGCCCAUAACGAACGACGAGCAGAUUAGGCAUUUUAUGCUGGAAUGGACGGACUAUGCCAUGACGCUGUCGCGACAGCUCUCCAGCGCAGCACUCGUCAAGGGAUCUAAAUUGGGAAGGGAUAUACCCUCUGAGAAACUGGAUGCCUUCAAUAAUGAGCAGAUUAUGCAGUUGUACGCCCUCAAAGUCGAACUGGAAAAUGCCACGAAAGCCUCGCAAGAAGCUGCUGCACCUGCAGUAUCGUGAUGUAUUGCAGAAUUUUUAUUUUUGUUUUACUGGUUUUGUGUACUUCUAUCGCGUGGGUUGAAAGUCAUAGCAAAUUGGCAAUGGAUGGAGUCGUUGCGUUACUUCGUUUUUGUGAUAAACAAUAAAUAAAUAUGCAUCGUUUUCGUACGUACGUUUUUAAAUGGUUUGCUUUAAGCAAAAUUUUGCCAGAUCAUAAAGCGCAGCGUAA